UCCCCUCAGCUACAAAAACUAGAACCAAACUCCUCCUGUCUCGGAACUAUCCCCAAAAUCCCUGCACAAGGCCUCGCUGAUCUUGGAGUUUGCAAGUGUCAACCAAACAUCCACGAAAUGGCCUCCUCCGCCGUCAGAUCAAUCUUCCGAUCGUGCUCGAGUCGUCGCUUUGCCUUUCGUCUUGCAUCGGAAGUUAAAGCGCCUCGUUCUCCAUUCCGCUUCGCCUCCAGUAAACCUCUCUUCUAUUCCACAAUCAGGUGCCCAGUUGAGUUGAGCUUUUGUGUGGAAACGAUGCUGCCAUAUCAUACUGCAACUGCUUCUACACUAAUGACUUCCAUGCUCACCAUCUCUAGUUGCCGUUAUGGGCGGCUGCCUGAAGGUAGCUAAGCAUCUGUAGGAUUCCUUGAUAUUCUUUCUUCAAAAUUGUUCAGAAUUGCAGUGAUGACGUAUAAUAAGUGUGAAGAUUGAAGCUAUCUUUGUAUAGAAAUCUGCAUGGCGAUACAUUGACUGCAGAAUUAGCAGGUGCUCUGAUUGAACCACUGGACGGACAAGUUAAAACUAACUUCAAAACUCCGAUCAAUUGUAGCUUUUGGUUCUCUAUUUGUGAUUUAUGAAAGAUUGUAAACUUUUUUUUUUUUUUUUCAAAGGUUGUACCUUAAUACAGGGUCUUCAGUGCCCAAUGCCUUGAUCGCUUGAUUAGUCAUAUGCGUUGAAAAUGAAUUUUAAGUCA
Prosopis cineraria is the source of this 730-nucleotide messenger RNA. Its product is annotated as protein NUCLEAR FUSION DEFECTIVE 6, mitochondrial-like. Lineage: Eukaryota; Viridiplantae; Streptophyta; Magnoliopsida; Fabales; Fabaceae. The transcript is spliced from 4 exons. Bases 118 to 387 code for a protein of 89 amino acids. Gene Ontology annotation, cellular component: mitochondrion. The record is from RefSeq and is a predicted model, not a curated record.